UGUUUCUGGUUUUUUUUUGACGCUAGAUGGAACUUGGUCCGCGUGUCCGGUUCAAGUCCGUCGGUUCCAAUAAUUCAGUAGAUUGCCAGGACGCCGUAAGGCCGACAUUUUCGUUCAUUUGCACUACGUAGACGAGUCGAGGAAUUGUAAGGGGGCCGGUCUUGAGUAAUUGUGACAAUUUCGAGCUUACAGAACGUGGCGCGACUUUCUUUGAAAGCCGACCAUUGUCACCAUUUUCAUCAUUCGUGACUCAACUAUAUGCAAUAAUCAUGAGUUACGGCUACAAUAAGUACAGCUCCAGCAUGAGCUCACGUGGGCGUGUGUUCAGCUCUCGUGGUGGUGGCAGUUCUUACAGAGGACGUGGAGGAGGUAGUGGUGGAGGAAGUGGCGGUAGUGAUUGGAACAGUGGAUCAGCUGCUGGAAACGUUACCAGCAGAGGUGGCUACUCGUCAUCCAGAGGUGGUAGAUUCAAAUAUUCUACACCUAGCUAUGACUCCCGUUCUAAAUAUACUCCAGGUGGAGGUUCUGAAAGAUAUUCAAGCAGAGGUGGUCGAGGAGAACAUUCUAACAGUUACAAGCGUCCACGGGAUUCAUAUUCUGGCAGAGAUGACCAUCGUUCAUCGAGCGAGUCGACACGUAAAAGAAUUAGAAGUGAAUCUUACCAGGGAGGAAGCAGCGGAGGCGGAGGUUCCCAGAGGUAUUCGUCAUCGUACGGCGGCACGUCGUCCUCGGCUCCUUACGAGGAGAACAAGAGAUCAUCCUCGUCGGCAGUAUACGACGACAAGCGGCAGAGCGAUCGCGCCUCCACGUAUCAUCGCUCGGAGGAUCGUCACUCGGCGUCCAGGAGUUACGCGCCGCCGCCGCCGCCCCGGAUUAGCGAGAUGCCGCCGCCGGUACCACGUUACAACACCUCCAGCCGUGGUAGAAUAUCCCACCAGAAUACCGGAUACAGGGGUCGCAUCUCGACCCGGGGCGGCGGUACCCGCGGAAACGGCGGCGGCGGCUUUCAUCGUAUGGGCUCCAGGUCCGACGUCAUCCUGGCGCGCAAACGAUCGCUCAACAUGCUCGAAUAUCGUCGGAAGGUCCUUGGCUCGCGUUCGAGAGACUACAUCCAGCGUGUGCGCAUGACCAGCACAAAAUUGCGCAGGAGUAGCGGUACUACUAGGCUAUCCGGCAGUAAAAAGGACUCGGGAUCCGGUUCCAGCAUGAAGGACAAGGACAGAGAGAUGGCCAAGGCUAUUAACGCGGAGUUUUCCGACGACGACGAUGACGUGGACGACAACAAGAGUAACUGGGACGACGACGAGAAGCCGCAAGAACACGAGGAAGAGGAGGAGGAGGAUGAUGAUGAUGACGAAGAGGAUGAUGUGGAGGGUGAUAAGAAGAAGAAAGAUGAGAAGAGAAAGAAGGAGAAGCAGGAGAGGGAGAGGCAUACUGAGGAUGAGGAGGAGAAGGACGACGAGGCCAAGGACGACGAGGAUGACGUUAAGCACGGGGAGGACGAUGCUGAGGACGAGGAGAGAGACGAGAAUGAUAAGGGUGAACAUCCCAGGGGUGCCGGGAACGAGGAACUGCCCAGUAGACGCGACGGUAGACGCUUCAUUAAGCUCAGCUGUCCCCAUUGCGCCCACCGCAGCGUUACCUUUAAGGAGUACUCGCUUCAUUUGUACUCCGGGCGACAUAACACCGCCAUGAGACGCGUCGCGGCGCGGUACAAGGCGAUGCUUGCGAGGAUGCGCGUCGUACAGAGGCAGGAACAGAGGAGAGUCGAGACUAGGGAUGCUGCUAGGGGCACGUUACCCUCGCGCACCAUUUUCUGUCCCAUUUGCAAGCUGAACUAUCGCUCCUUGAAGGCCAUGCACCAGCUCUCUGACUCCCAUCGUCAGAUGAAACGGUUCCUCACUCCGUUCUGUCGUGUCUGCCGGAUGCAAUUCCGCUCGCCCAUGAGUUACGAGACUCACGUUUGCUCCUUGGAUCAUAUUAAGAGGAAGAGUAUGGUCGAGGAGAGGAUGAAUAACGGAAGCGUAGAGGCGGAGGCUGACUCGAGUGGUCCUGACGAGGAUGAUAAGGAAGUAAAUCUGGACAACUUCAUGACUCUGGACUCUGUGGGGGAUGUUGACGCCGAGGAGGAUGAGGAAGCUGGGGAUAAGAAGAAGAAGGAGAAACCGGAAGGGGAGACCACUGCCGAGCCAGAAAAGAAACCUAAGACCAAGCAGAUGAUAAAGGUCGGCGCAGAGUAUAUUAAGCGUGUGGAAGUUCAGUUUUGUGAACUGUGCAAGGUCUACCUGCCCCAGAAGAGCGACAACAGCGAGAGGGCCAUAGCUCUUCAUUGCUCGUCUCGAAUUCAUCUGAAAAGAUACGUCCGGGACAACGACGAUAAGGCACUACGUCGACAGGCUGAACGGAUACACUUGCAGACUUCCACGUCGGCGAAUACUAGCGUCGCCAGCAGUAGCACUCCGGGUACCAUAGAGACUACUAAGACAUCGACAGCUGACAGUCCUCAACCUCCAACGUCCUCAGCAAGCGGUACUACCUCAGCGACGGCUACGGGGGGCACUUCCAACGUUGUCACGGAGAACGUAAAACCUGCGGAUCAAAAGAAUGGAGCUGCUGCCGAAUCUGAGAACAAAGGCAAACCCGAGGCCAAGGAGGGUCACGAGGAGGAGGAUGAGGAUGACUAUCAUGUUGACGGUGGCGACAAGCUCUGGGACGACGUAGACAAGGACCUGGGAGUGAUACUCAGGGAGACUGAACCCGGGACAAAGUCUAGCGACGACGAAGACUCGCGAUACGACCGCUUCCGCAAUUCGGACACGAAAUUGCAGCUGCUGCAACACGGUAAAGAGAAGGAGAGAGACAACGAACAGAAGGAAGUCGAGGAUAAGGAUGUCACAGCCAAGAAGACGGAAGUCAAGGUCAAGAUUGAAAAAUUGGAGAAGUAAUUUCGCGCGCAUACGUGCCAUGGAAAAUGAUUGGAGCCUAAUCCGAUCCCUUCACGUGUGACGUUGAUUGCAUAUUAAUCGGUCUGCUGCUUCGUGUACGCUGUGGCAUCGGGACAAGAAUUCUGUUUAUAAUUAUUAUACAUGAAAAUAUAAACAAACAAAUAAGACUUGUAGUUAGCGUCGGGUAAAAAGUGUUACGGUGACGUCUGAUAGCUCUUGACUUAUUGGCACUAAAGUACAUGAUUAUUUUUUUUUUCUCCCUCUUGCCAAAUGUCAAUCCAACAUUUUAAACGUCUUGUUACUGACACUCGCUAGAUUAAUGGAGCUAAAGCGGUCAUGUGAAAUUUGUUUAAACUAUCAGUCGCCUGGCGAUUAGCUGUGAACUGCGUGUUUACUGCGAAUUCGUAUUUGUCGAACAAUACUGAUGACAAAACGUGGAAUUUUCAUCGCAUUGUGAACCAUUAAGUGAAAUACCUAAAUCAGAUUUUUUUUAAAUAGGAUAUUGACCAUUUGUUUCAUAUACAACAGUGUUGCCAAACAAAAAAUAAAAGUACGACGAGAAUGUACAACUUUUCCAUCACUUCUUUCUCAAACUUUCAUUCGUGGCAUUCAAUAAUUAAAAUCUCGCUAGCUACUUUAAUCAACGACUUGAACAACAUCCUGUCACUGCAGGGUGACAAUAGAUAUUAAUUCCGUAAUAUUAUUGUGAUCAAAAUAAAAGAAUACUGUGCAAAAACUACGUCAUGUGUAUACUAGUUGCAAUAAACCGUCUACAUUAGUAGCGUUUUUGUUUUUGUCGGAUGAAUUUCCAGCGUGGAAAAAUCUUUGAAAAGUCCGUAAUGUAGCAGAGCAAUAAAAAGUGAAGUGUAAUUAA
Molecule: messenger RNA, 3819 nt
Organism: Cephus cinctus (wheat stem sawfly)
Lineage: Eukaryota; Metazoa; Arthropoda; Insecta; Hymenoptera; Cephidae
Product: zinc finger protein on ecdysone puffs
Exons: 12
Coding region: 270-2945 (891 amino acids)
Cellular component (GO): nucleus
Source: RefSeq, a predicted model, not a curated record